UAUGCAGCAUAAAGCACUUGCUGUAUGUUACAUCUGCAGAAGAGGUAAGAAGAAUUCCUGAAGCUGCUUGCUAGGGGGGUGGUGUGUGUGGAUUUUUUUUUCCCCACUGCUUGUUUUACAAGCUUUGCAGGCUCUGCCAUCUAGAGCACUUUGUGAGAUCACUCCAGUUUGCUGUUUUUCCUUUUUCCAGCUCUGCGUGUGUGUGCGUGUGUGUAUCCCUCUCGCUCACCCCGUCCGUGCCUGCCCCCCCCCCACACACACACACACAUACAAGAUGAGCUUGCUAAUAUGAACGUGAAGACUUGCAAUGCCAAAAUGCAUGUGGUUCUUCUGGAUGCACUGGGAUCAAAAUCCUUGAAAAGCCUGCAGGCUGCUUAGCCGUCCAAGACUGGGGUUUUUAAAUCAAGCAAGAAAAAGAGCAAGUUAUUCACUUCUGUGUGUGUGUGUGUGUGUGUGUGUGUGUGUGUGUGUGUGCACGCGCGCUUUGGAUUUUACUGAAUAGGAGUCUCACGGAUUCACUCACUUGGACUUCACUGAAUCAGGUUCCAUCUGCCAGCAAUGCUAGUCUGCGAUUUGGGAAGCUGGAGAUCAACCUAGGAUUUUGUCUGAUAUUAUCUCCUUUUGAAAAAGGAUGCGUGGCAUAGAAAGACGGUCUAAGUGCCUGUCUGAAAUUAUUGUACCGAACCAGGGAUAAAUGUUACUUCUCAAAGGUACUGCUGCGUGAUUUACCAUGGAAAAAUUGCUCUGCAGCAUCCUGGUGUUUGGAAUGGCAGUUGCGGUCAAUGCUUGUCCCAAAUACUGUGUGUGUCAGAACCUGUCGGAGUCACUGGGGACUCUGUGUCCCUCCAAGGGCCUCCUUUUUGUACCAUUAGACAUAGACCGAAGGACUGUUGAACUCCGACUCGGGGGUAACUUCAUUGUUAACAUCAACCGACAGGACUUUGCCAACAUGUCUGGCCUUGUUGACCUCACUUUGUCCAGGAAUACCAUCAGUUACAUUCAGCCCUACUCCUUCGCUGAUCUAGAAAGCCUUCGGUCUUUGCAUUUGGACAGCAAUAGGCUGCCCAACAUUGGAGAGGAUAUUUUGAGAGGCUUAAUUAACCUUCAGCACUUGAUAAUAAAUAACAACCAGCUGAGCAGCAUCUCGGACGAAGCCUUUGAGGAUUUUCUGGUGACGUUGGAAGAUUUGGAUCUUUCCUACAAUAACCUCCAAGGUAUCCCCUGGGAAUCUAUAAGGAAGAUGGUAAACCUGCACCAGAUUAGCUUAGAUCAUAACCUGAUAGAUUAUAUUACAGAGGGGACGUUUGCAGAUCUUCAGAAAUUGGCCAGAUUGGAUCUAACCUCUAACAGACUUCAAAAGCUCCCCCCAGAUCCCAUAUUUGCCAGGUCCCAAAUAUCUCCAUUAGAAGCAACUCCAUUUUCUCCACCUCUGUCUCUUAGCUUUGGAGGCAACCCCCUGCAUUGUAACUGUGAGCUGUUGUGGUUAAGGCGGCUUGACAGAGAUGAUGAUAUGGAAACUUGUGCUUCCCCUCCAAAUCUAAAGGGAAGAUACUUUUGGCAUGUACGGGAAGAGGAGUUUGUUUGUGAGCCACCUCUCAUUACCCAGCAUACUCACAAGUUACUGGUUUUAGAAGGGCAAACUGCCACAUUAAAGUGUAAAGCCAUUGGGGACCCAUCCCCAGUCAUUCACUGGGUGGCUCCAGAUGACCGACUCAUUGGGAAUUCUUCGAGGACAGCAGUCUACGAUAAUGGUACUUUAGAUAUCGUUAUCACUACAUCCAAGGAUUAUGGAACUUUCACGUGCAUCGCAGCCAAUGCUGCUGGAGAAUCAACCGCGACCAUUGAGCUCUCAAUUGUGCAGCUUCCACACCUCAGCAACAGUACAGGCCGAGCUGCCCCACCCAAAUCCAGGCUUUCUGACAUCACUAGCUCCAGCAAGUCCAAUCGAGGGGAGACGAAAGGUCCACCAGAAAGGGCUGUCUUGGUGUCAGAGGUGACAACUACCUCAGCUUUGGUCAAGUGGAUGGUGAGCAAGUCAGCCCCCAGGGUUAAAAUGUAUCAGCUGCAAUAUAACUGCUCGGAUGAUGAAGUUCUAAUUUACAGGAUGAUCCCCGCUACAAACAAAGCCUUUGUGGUGAACAACCUUGUAUCUGGAACGGGCUAUGACCUCUGUGUCUUGGCCAUGUGGGAUGACACUGCCACAACACUCACAGCCACCAACGUCGUAGGGUGCGCCCAGUUCUUCACCAAAGAGGACUAUCCUCAGUGCCAGUCCAUGCACAGCCAGUUCCUGGGUGGGACGAUGAUCUUAGUCAUUGGAGGCAUCAUUGUGGCGACUCUACUGGUGUUCAUCGUCAUACUCAUGGUCCGGUAUAAAGUUUGUAACAAUUCCCAGGGGAAGAUGGCCAAUGUCAGCAAUGUCUACUCACAGACUAAUGGAGCUCAACCUGUUCAAAAUGGGGUCCUGCCCCAAGUCAACCCCAAAGUGGUGGUAAGAAAUGAACUCAUGGAGUUUAACUGUGAGUCUGUACAGAGCAGCAUCUCCUCCUCUUCUAGUUCAGCGAAUAGCCGUGACUGUGAUGACUAUAGCCUUCAAAGUGAACAAGGCACAUUGUCCAGUAAGUGGAGGCCUCCUUCUAGGUCAAAACAUAACAUUGAUCGGCUAAUGGGAGCUUUUGCCUCCCUGGAACUGAAGUGUCAGAAAAAGGAGGACACGGUAGACUCCAGAACUUCCACAGUGGCCCGCCACUCGGACAAAGAGCCACUUCUGGGCCAACAGGAGUCAAAAUUCCGCAGUCUCCUCAUGUUACCACUGGAGGGGAAAACUAAACGUAGCCAUUCUUUUGACAUGGGGGACUUUGCCACAUCUCAAUGUUGCACCUAUCCAAAAAAGAUAACAAAUAUUUGGACAAAGCGCAGCCUCUCGGUGAAUGGCAUGCUCUUGCAGUAUGAUGACAAUGACUUAGCAGGGGCGAAAGGGACUUAUGGGAGUUCAGAAUGGGUAAUGGAAAGCACAGUGUAAAUAAGAGCUUCUCCCCCUCGCUUCUCCCUAAUUACAUCAAAUGUAAUAAAAUUUGGUUUUGUUGAAAAGCCAUCAAAAUGAAAAGGGGUGGGGGGGACAUGCUCAACGACGUUGGAGAAAAGAAAAAAAGAGAGAGAGAGAGAUAAACAAAAUAAGUUAACAAAAGAGGAAAAAGGUAAUGAAAUGCUAAUAAGCACGUGUGGCCCCAUUAAUACCCGAUCCCAACAAAACUGAGUGUGAACAUUUCAAGGAAUUUACCAGUCGUAUUUAGCAUUGCUUUCCAAAAGUCUCCUGGCCUCCCGGUGACCCGACAAACAAGAUUAAACGAGGAUUAAAGUGGGGUUAGCAGCACAUACUUAAUUCAAAGGGUUUGGGGGGUUUUUUCUUCCCUUUUGGUAGCCUGUGAAGUACACUCCCAUGGAUAGAAGACUGAUGCAAGUAUGUCACUGCCUGUAAUUGCGCUUGUCAUCACAGAACUACACUAAGGGCAUCUGUGGGGACAGAACAGACCAAUUUUUCAGCUUAAUCUCUUGGUGUUAUC
Messenger RNA from Chelonia mydas (Green sea turtle), 3563 nucleotides. RefSeq names its product leucine rich repeat and fibronectin type III domain containing 2 (gene LRFN2). The record is from RefSeq and is a predicted model, not a curated record. The transcript is spliced from 3 exons. Bases 731 to 3022 code for a protein of 763 amino acids. Gene Ontology annotation, molecular function: protein binding. NCBI's taxonomy places the organism in Eukaryota, Metazoa, Chordata, Testudines, Cheloniidae. Gene Ontology annotation, cellular component: cell surface; postsynaptic density membrane.